ACCUGCUACACACGGCGCCUCCCAGACUCUUUGUCACCGGACCGCCCGGUACAGGUAAAACUGUGGUGCUGCUGCUGAUGGCCAUACAGUGGCUUCGGUGUGGUCACCACGUCUACGUUGUCAGUACCUGGAGUGAGAGUCGUGCAGCGAGCAGCAUGUUGUAUCACCUGUUGCUGCAGACAGUAAAGACACAACAGUCAGCAGGUGUGUCACCCGGUCAGCCUCACCUCCUGCUGUAUCAUCUUGAUGACGAUAAAGACGUGAAGAAGGCCGUCAAGAACUUGUCAAAAAAAGCAAGCGGAGGGUCGUUGUACGUCAUCGCCGAUGAAGUAGGGAGUGAUUUGAGUAUCAACAACUUUCAGACUUUGUGUGACAAGCUGCUGAUACAAGUUCCUCGUCUCCAUCUGUGGGCGGCAAGUUAUUUCCACAAAAACGCACCCUCCGGCUGGCAAGUGGAACAUUUAACCAGACCCCUCCGCUCUCCUCCGGCCGUCGUCAGGGAAGUCGAGCAGGACAAGAAGAUCAUAAAACACCGUGAUGUCAAGCCGUACAGUGAGCGAGGUGUACCCAACCACACAGACGGCCCGCCAGUCACACGACUGUAUCACCGAGGUCACUCAUGUCACAGGUCAGCUGACUGUGUCACGUGCGGUCGUGAGGUGGCCAGCUUCCUACACAGUCUCCGUGUUGGUGUUACAGAGAGAAACACAACAUCUACAACACUGACCGAUACCAGCAGCGGCACAACACCCUGUCUACAGUGGAGAGACGUGCUGCUGUUGUACUGGGAUGACGUUAGUGGCGACUCGGGUAUGGUUACAGAGCUGCAAGAAGCGGGUAUCCCAGUGCGGGUGAUGAAGGACGAUGACAUCGAGGACGUGGCCACGGCCCGCAGUGACGUGGUGUGGAUGGCGGACGGACAUCAUGUUCGUGGUCUGGAGAGAAAAGUCGUCGUGUGUCUAGGGGACUCUGUUGACGAUUCUUUUGUACCUACAAUACCAGAGUUAUUCUAUAAGACUUUCCGACUUGACCUCAUGUCCCGCUGUACGUCACAACUUGUGAUUGUCUACGCAAACGACUGGAUGUGGCAAUGACACUGACACACCUGUCACCUGCUGUAGUCGUGUGUGAGUCUCUCACAUCAAAAGUUGUUUUUAGGUUUUGUCCUCUUCUAUUCUCAGUCUAUCACCACGUCAUCACCUUAUGAUGUCAAAGACAAGACGUCAUUACAGUUUUUUGCAACACGAGGUCUGUGUCACUGUUUACACAACAACAAGUGUCAACAAGUUUGUCUGUUAGAGAGGUGUGUGUGUGUGUGGUAAUGUGUCACCAGAUCCGUGCGUGUCAAUGUGUCAGUCUGCCAGUGUGAUAUCUGUGUGAAUGUGUCAGUGUACCUGUCACGGACCAGUCCGUGCCUCCUGUGUUUUUGAUUUUUUUUUUUUGGGAGCGUGUGACAGUGCCCGUGCCUCUCGCGGCAAUGCAGUGAGUAGUGUUCACCUCGCACUCUGGCGGAGUGAACUGUUUUAGAGCAUUCCCAACGCCACCGCCUAGACGGUCGGUCGUACUGUAUGUCUGGAUUAUAGAAUCUGUGAAUUAAGUUCCUUACCUAGACAAGGUAACAGAUUAAAUAUUUGUUACAGUUUAGAUAUAAGUAGCAUUUCUAAAUUAAUCACGUGGUGACUUAAUUUCUAACAGUAAAUAUAUUCUUUUGACGUUAUGGAAGUAUCUGAUAGGUUAAGUUAUAAAUUCGUUAGAUUAAAUAAAUCACCGAGUUACAGGAACUUCGAGAGGGGACCCACUAAAGUGGACAAGGUUUUAAAGAGAAGUCCUAACAGCGGCAAGGUCCAAGAGCCUCCCUAUGCCUACUCCAUUUUGAGUCUGACGUCCGGGGUUGUUACCUGUCGACGUCUUGGAGUGAUAUUCCGGGACCCAGUGUUCGGAAUACGUAGCAGCGUGGAGUGUGUAUUUUUUUGUAGCAUUGUGUGAGAUACGGAUAUCCUGGAGGAAUACGUAACAGCUUGGAGUGUGUAUUAGUGUGUUGCGGGAGUGUGUCGGUGUACCUGCACGCUCACCGUGGACGGACUGAGUGUUCCUGACGCCGAGAUACGUCGGACAUUUUGAUGCUUACUGAAGUGACUCUGGCAAACAGUAACGUAAGUGUAUUCAUAUUCUUUAUCAGGGAGACCCUUUGUACUCUGGACCAGGUUCCAGAUUGGUGAUCUCCGUUACGGGACUGAUCAGUUACCAAUGUAUUAUAGAUGUUUUGACGAGUGAGAGGGAGAGAUUUUUUUUGUGUAAUAUUGAGGCAGCAGGGAAAGCUUGUGUAUCUGUACUCUUCGUGGUACUCUCUAUUUUUGUUUACCUUUUGUGUACGACCUGUUGACAGCUAUCCACCUAGAGUGGGCAUAAGCACCAGCCCCCAGCGGGCUAUGUUAGUAAAGUAAGACGAGAAGCCCAAUGGACAGAUCGUUGUCUUGUGUGUUGUUUGAAUGCGCGUGAAUACCGUGUGUGACGCGGUGAGUGACAGUACCAGUGUCAUAUCUGUGUCAAUGUGUCAGUCUAUCAGUGUCAUAUCUGUGUCAAUGUGUCAGUCUACCAGUGUCAUAUCUGUGUCAAUGUGUCUAUAUGUUGUACGCGUGCUGUCAAAGGGCCUCAGCAGACUGUAAUGUCAGUGCCGUGCACUAAAGUGUUUAGUCUGAUAUUGUUUACUGCCAGUGGUAAACAAAGGGGACAGAACUCUGAGACUAAAUACAGACACGAUUGGUUCAUCAAAACUCACUUCACUGAGUUAAGAGAUUCAUUGAUGUAAACACAACAAACACUAGCGGCUCACUUAUACAACACAUGUUACAAGUUUAACUGUUUGACACAAACACAUUCACUCGAUGUACAAAUGUUGUUUCACAUGCUUUAUAAAUGUCGCCACACGUUUCACAAUGAGUGUUUCAAUAAAGAUUGUUGUUGUUAGUUUAAAACAGGUACAAACAGUUGUUAAGUGGUUAAAAUAGUUGUAACAGUGACGUCACCCACAGGCACCACGUGCGCACUGUUACAACAGUCAAACACCAGGCUGACAAUAUAAACAUACACCACACAACAAAUAAACAAUAAAUACCAAUGACAGGAUACAAUACCUACACCACGAUCACAUGACACUGUUACAGUUUGCCAACAUCUUGUCACAACACACACUAUACCCUGACCGUGACAUGUCAUGACACGAAGUCUCACAAUCAGCCAUUGCUGACGUCAUGUUAGCCCUCAGUGACGUCACGUGGAUGGAGGAUGAAGUUGGACAGCGACUGUCAUCUGUCAGAAAAGCGAUGAUGAGGGCGAAGAUAAGACGCGUGUGUACCUCUGUGUGUCGAUGAUCUGUUUGACUAAAGAAAACCUUUUCGCGAUCUGUUUUGAUGGAGUCAACACAUGUGUAACUUAGGACUAGACAUGUCACUUGUGUGUUUGACUGCAGCUGUCCUGUGUCUUGGGUCACGUGGCUAGAGCUGUGAACUGCGCUGUGUGCUGGUUGUUCUUGUCUUGUAUGUUGAUGUUUUUUUAACAAAAGUUCUCUAAAGACAUCUCUAAAGCAGCACUAGCGAACGUACGCUGAGCAUAUCAUCCCAGAAAACUACAGAAUCCCAAGGAAUAGAGGGGCGACAGUGACAGAAGGCAGCCAAUAAAAUGUAAAAGCAAAGUAGACCUCAUCCAUUCAACAAAGACACGUGUUUGUUGUCGACAGUUCACAUCACAAGAAGUGAGAUGACAGACCGAGUACUAAACCUAAAGAAAGAGGCGAUGCUACCGAUGAAGAUAACAUCGCUCACUCAGGAAGCAGGCAACAAAAGGUCAUCGCUAACGAGCUGUGUCUUUCAUCUACAAAGAAAAGCUGACAACAACGAUGUGAAAAGAACGGUAGUCAACCUUUAACUAAUAGUAAAAUAACAAAGCGAUCACCAAACAAACAACAAACAACUUACCCAGGCUGCCUUACAACGAUCAGAAGGAAGAGAGUUGUGUAGUCAGUGAGACACACCUGUAGGCUACCUGGUGAUAAAACAUGGCGACCCUUCACACUCCUGUGUAUCACAUCUUUGGUAUGUAAGUAUUCCCGAGCAGACACUCCACCCCGCA
Molecule: messenger RNA, 4128 nt
Organism: Pomacea canaliculata
Lineage: Eukaryota; Metazoa; Mollusca; Gastropoda; Architaenioglossa; Ampullariidae
Exons: 3
Coding region: 78-1094 (338 amino acids)
Source: RefSeq, a predicted model, not a curated record